Molecule: messenger RNA, 3604 nt
Organism: Gavia stellata (red-throated loon)
Lineage: Eukaryota; Metazoa; Chordata; Aves; Gaviiformes; Gaviidae
Gene: GCFC2
Product: GC-rich sequence DNA-binding factor 2
Exons: 18
Coding region: 1-2577 (858 amino acids)
Biological process (GO): mRNA splicing, via spliceosome
Cellular component (GO): nucleus
Molecular function (GO): DNA binding
Source: RefSeq, a predicted model, not a curated record
AUGUUCCGGCGUCCCCCGCGCAACUUCCGCGGCCGGCGGCGCGCGGUCUCCAGCGGUAGCAGCGACGAGGAGGAGCCGGCCCCUGCCCCGGCCCCUGCCCCGCCGCCGCCAGACCCCGGCUCCGACUCCGAGCGGGAAGCGGAGCCUGAGGAAGGCGAGGGCGGUCCCGGCAGCGCCGCCGCGUCCCCGGAGGGGGCCAGGGCCGCCGCAGCGGAGGGGCCGCUGUCCCCAGCGGAGCCGGCGGGCAGCCCCGGGGGCCGGGAGGAGAGUGGAAGGGCGUCUGCGGGCCGAGGGCCGCGCCUCGCUGGAGCCGGAACCGGGCCGGCGCGGGGGGGAAAGGUGCUGCUGAGCUUCGGUAGUGAGGAGGAGCGGGAAGGUGAGGAACAAUUUUUUAGAAUUAGAAAACCAUCCUUCAAUGAAGUGACCUUUAGAAUUCAAAAGAAAGAAAACCUACUGCCUACACAGACAGACAUUGAAAAAAGCAAAAAAAUUUGCCACUUGGAGCCUAGAACUGGCAACACCAAAGGCAUUCACGAAGAGGAGGAGGAGGAGGAUGAAAGUUAUUCUUCACUAAGUGAGGACUACAACAGCUCAGGCUCUGAAAAUGAAUCCAGCUGUUCACAGAAGAGGAAGGAUUUAUCACCAGGUAGUAUCCCUAGUGCAGCUUGUAUUGAGGCUGCUCGGAGGAAAUGUCACUUAGCCAGGACACGGGCUGAUUAUCUUCCACUGGAUGUUUCAAACAAUCAUCAGGUCUCUCGGAGAAGAGAAAGCAGUGAUUUAGAGAGUGAAGAUGAGUCUGAUAUGAAGAAUCUCAAUUUUGUUCCUAAAGUGAGAACUCUUAGGCAGAGGAUGACUGAACACAUGGUGUCUGUGAGUGAUGAAUCAAGUGAAGAUGAAGCACAAAUUAAGUGGGAAGAACAGCAAAUAAAGAAAGCCGUUAAACUCUCUCAGGAAACUUACGAUCGUGCUUCCCUGCAUAAAUCUCAACCAGCUAAACCAAAGUUUGAUCCCUCUGUUUCUCUACCACCUGUGAACUUGGAAAUGGUGAAGAAGCGACUGACUGAAAGGAUAACAUCGUUACAGGAUGUGCACCGUGCCCACCAGAGGGAGUAUGAAAAAUAUGUGGAGGACAUUGAAAGUUCAAAGAUGACUGUCCAGGAGUUAGAGAAGUCUUCGGAUGCAGCGAUGAAUUACAAAUUCUACAGGGCCAUGAAAACAUAUGUAGAAAACUUGAUAAACUGUUUGAAUGAAAAACUGAAAUACAUUAAUGAUCUAGAAUUGGCUGUACAUGUACUGCUUCAGCAACGAGCCGUGAGAGUAUUGAAACGAAGGCAAGAUGAGCUGAAAAAUGAAUCUGCUUAUAUUCAGCAUCUGACAAGUGGGAAUGACAAACCAACUAAUGGUGGAUUGGACGGUGAUGAGAAGACACAGCUUCUGGAAAUGUGUGAACAUCGAAGGACUUGCAGACGGCAAGUGAGAGAGUCUUCAGGAGAGGCUGAUCACCAUGAAGGCAUGUCGAGUGAUGAUGAGCUGAUUCUGACAGAGGUGACUGAGUUCCAGAAGAGCAAAGAUAACGUUUUAGAGGAUAGUAGGAAAGUCUUUGAAGAUGUACAUGCAGAUUUUUGUGACAUCAGAAAAAUCCUGUUGAAAUUCCAGGAAUGGAAAGAGAAGUUUCCUGACUCUUACUGUGAUGCUUACAUCAGUUUCUGCCUGCCUAAGCUAUUAAAUCCAUUGAUCAGAGUUCAGUUAAUAAAUUGGAAUCCUCUUGAGCAAAAUUUUACCGAGUUGGAAGAGAUGCCCUGGUUCAGAGCUAUAGAAGAAUUCAGUGAUGCCAAAAACACACCUGAAUCAAAAAGGGAUGAUGAUCCUGAUCAAGAAGUUUUGCCUAGAGUGAUUGGAAAAACUAUUCUUCCAAAAAUUACAGUAUUUGUAAAGAAUAUGUGGGAUCCAUUAUCUACUUCGCAGACAAAGAACCUUGUACAGCUUUGCAAUAACAUCUUUGAAAAACAAGACCUUUCCAAAAAUGAAUGCAGUCGAGCAAAAGAGGAUUUGAUGAACAUGGUUGUCCAAAGAAUGAAGAAAUCUGUGGAGGAAGAUGUCUUUAUUCCUCUGUAUCCUAAAAGCACUGUGGAAGACAAAUCAUCACUACGUGCAAAAUUUCAGGACAGACGGUUUUGGUCAGCUGUUAAGCUGCUCUCCAAUGUUCUUCUUUGGGAUGGGAUUGUACAAGAAGAUACAGUCCGUGAUUUGGGACUGAGCAAGCUGCUGAAUCGUUACCUUCUUCUGAACCUCUUAAACACACCACCAGGGCCGGAUAAUAUAGAAAAGUGUAAUAAGGUAGUUGCAUGCCUCCCAGAAAGAUGGUUCCAAGAUCUUAAAAGUGGAUCAACUCUCCCUGAAUUACUGAACUUCUGCCAGCACUUGCUGCAAUGUGCCUGUGUGCUACACAAGAAUAACCACAGUAAUGAGACAAAAGAAGUUCUUCUCCUGCUGGUGAAAGUCAAAGCUCUGCAUAUUGUUGAAGACUUCAUUGAAGAGUACAAACUUGAACACCUUAAAUCGAUGAUCGGGAAAUAGAGAUAUUUUUUUUCGAAGCAACAUUUAUAUUACUGAAACAGUUCUAAUAUGCAAUUUAAUUAGUGGAUCCUGCCUACUCAAAAAUGUAGUAGCAACCAUUGUCUUAUUAAAUACUUGAGGAUUUUUUUCCAAAUGUCUUCUACUGCCAUCUACUCCUAGGUUAAGGAGUCUUUUUAGAAGUCACAGUUGUCAAAGUAAAGCGAUGGUUCAGGCAUUCUAAAAUGUAUGACAAAGCUUUAUUGCUUUACCCAUUUUGGAAGGAUUCCUGGAAGGAUAGAAAGGGCCUGUAAAGUUUAUCCCUGCUAGCAAGUAGACAGCUUUACAAGCUAUUUUCAGUAUUAAUUGCUAAAUACCACACUCUGACUUAGCAGUUAUUGAGCUCUUCUAACUUGUGGCCCACAGUGAUUCUUGGUAGAGUUAUUGUUAAGCCAUCCCUAGUGAAAAAGAAUUCAUAAUGCUGCAGGGGUUUUGACCCUGGUACAGAAACAAGGGAAGUCAGUGUGCAGAUAAGGAGUUUGACUGAUGAACAUUUAUUGAUGGUGAAUGUGAACUCAGUGAGGUUAAGAGCUGCACAGGAGAACACCUGGGGAAGAGUGAACAUCUAGUGAAGACAGCGUCUGAUAUGCAUGGGAGCUCUAUGCAGGGGAGCUCUGUGCUUGGGUAAUACAGACUCAACUCGUGCACAGAGCUGGAGUUGUCAGACAUCUUGCUCUGUCAGGCUGUUAAUAACAGACAUCGUGAUGAUGAGAAGCACAAGAACAACUUCAGUUACCUUCUAGUAACUGAAACUCUAGGAAGGUCUUCCUUUUGCUUCCCAGUACGAUCUACUGAACCGUACUUCAUCAUACCCUUAUUAGAUUUCUAAUGUUUUACAACUUUGUAUGUUUUCAAUAAAUAGUGUUAAGAACAAGGAUACUUUAUUGUAGAAACUGAAGUAUAACAGACUCUGUAUGUUUGCUUGUGACUGUGUUUCUCCAAAAUCUUCUGGAACUAGAAUUUAACUCUUGCAGACUUAAGCCCUAUGAUU